UAGUUACUUGUUUCUUUGCCUGGGUAUGCGUCUCAAUACGAUAUCUACGAACUCUUGCUCUCGGAGAAUCACCUACUUAUAGGCGACGUAGUUAGGAUUAAUAGUCUAUGCUGUGAUGACUUUUGAGACAGGCAAGCAUGGCAGUGGCCUCCACCGGUGGGACGUAUCUCCAUCAGAUCUCCGUGAGUUCUUGAAGCUAGCAAAUACAUGCCAAAUCAUAUAUGGGCCGAUCAUAUUCAUCACCAAAUUAUCCAUACUCCUUCUAUUUCUCCGGGUAUUCGCACCAUCUUUCAAAGGUAUCACCUACUUAUUGAUUCAGCUACUCAUUUGGCUCAACUUCCUGUUCUACUUUGCCGACACAAUUCUCAAGAUCUUCGAAUGCACACCGCGAUCCAAGAUCUGGGAUGAGCAUGUGCCAGGGCACUGCAUCAAUAUCAACAGUCCCAUCCUAGCUGCUUCGAUCUUCAACGUAGUGUCCGAUUGUCUGAUUCUCUUGCUGCCAAUUGUCUGUGUAUGGCGCCUGCAAAUGACCUUCAAGAAGAAGAUAUGUACAUCUGUCGUCUUCGUUGCGGGUAUUUUGUAAGACCCUCUUCCCAUCAUUGAACUCACUUCAAAUGACUGACAGGGCGAGUGCUUAUGAGCAAACAGCGGCUGCAUAUC
Molecule: messenger RNA, 660 nt
Organism: Aspergillus pseudotamarii
Lineage: Eukaryota; Fungi; Ascomycota; Eurotiomycetes; Eurotiales; Aspergillaceae
Exons: 2
Coding region: 116-583 (155 amino acids)
Source: RefSeq, a predicted model, not a curated record